UGAUUUACAAUUCCGUUUGGAAACGAAACUGGAGAGCAGCGACGACUUCGACGAGAUGGUCUUUGAACGAGCUACAAGAGAGUCGCGUUAACAGAAUAACUAGAGAGGGAGAAGCGAUGGCGUGCGCCCAGGUGCCACUGGAUGAGCAGCAGGUGACCGAGCCGGGCUCGCUGGGGAAAGAGCAAACGCUGCCGGCGCUGCACCCGGCCAGGAAGGAGGAGCGCUGCUUCGUGCCUUACAAAUCCCCGCCGCAGGACGGUGAUCCCGCCGAGGCGGAGGAGUUCAUGGAACAUGCCAAAUUCAUCACGGAGGACCUGGACUGGCUGCUGGCGCUGCCCCAUGACAAGUUCUGGUGUCAGGUGGUGUUUGACGAGUCUCUGCAGAGGUGCCUAGACUCGUACCUGCACCACGCUCCCCGCAGCCUCGACCUCGCCCCGCUGCCCUCCUCUCCGGCGGUGGUCGAGAUGCAGCGCUCCGUGCACCGGGCCGUCUUCUUGACCUUCCUCCGGAUGGCCACGCACAAAGAGUCCAAGGAGAACUUCCUCACCCCUGCGGUGUUUGGAGAAAUUAUCUAUGAGAACUUCCUGUUCGACAUUCCCAAAAUCCUGGAUCUUUGUGUGCUCUUUGGGAAAGGGAACGGUCAGCUGCUGCACAAGAUGAUAGAGAACAUCUUUACGCAGCAGCCGUCGUACUACAGCGACCUGAUUGAGACGGUCCCCACCGUGGUACAGGUAUUCGACACCAUCCUGGAAAAGUGUGGUCUCCUCUGUGAGGCCGCGGAGCCGCUGAAGCUGAAUGCACACAAACAGCCCACUGCCAUGACCAUGAGCCAGCAGGACCUCGUGGACCUCGUCCUCUACCUGUGUGACUCCACCACCACCAUCCACGCCUUCCUGGACAUCUUCCCCACCGCCUGCUCCAGCUUCCACGCCGACGGCUUCCUGGCCAGACUGACCUCGUUCUAUGAGGCCGCCGUGCCCGACUUGGAGAGGGCGGUGAGGAAGAGGAGCUUUGAGGACAAAGGUCUCCAGGAGGACUUGUGGAAGAGGUUGUCUCACUCCUGCCGUCAGAUCGUGGAGACGGCUCACCUGCUGCUGCACCACAGCUGCCUGCAGCCCAUCCUGGAGGGGGGAGAAAACAUGCAGACCUUUGCGGAGGAGCUCCUCCAACAUUUCACCUCUUUUUUACCAGAGAAAAGGUUCUUGUCGGACUACGACGAGCAGUUCCCCAUCGCCGACGACAUCAGCCUCCUGCAGCAGGCGCUGCCCGCCAUCGAUGAGACCAGGACGUCCUACCUGCUCCAGGGGGUGCAGAGCGCCUGGGACGGGGUGGGGCGGCGGAGGCCCCACGGCCAGACUCGGCCCCGGGGGACAGCGGGUGGUGCUGGUGGUGGGGCCUCCUCAUCGAGCUUUAAACUCCAGGAGCCAGAAGGAGGAGAGAGCCUGAAGGGAGCGGAGGCCCCGACGGCUGUUCCCCAAACAGGAGGCGAUUCUGCUGGCUGCAUGGUGAGUGAGGCGGAGCUUGAGUCUCUGCUGUCGGUCAUCAGGGAGCUGCUCCCCGAGCUGGGUGAAGGGUUCCUGCUGCGCUGCCUGCAGCAGUACGACUACAGCUCCGAGCUGGUCAUCAACAACCUGCUGGAGGGCCGGCUGACCCCCGCGCUGGAGCAGAUGGACCGGGCCAUGCCCAGGCCAGUGAAGGAGAAGGUUCCAGAUGUUCUGGACGUCAGGUCCAACGUGUUUGACGACGAUGAGUUUGACGUGUUCCGCCGUGAGCAGGUGGACAUGUCUCGCGUCUGGAAGGGCCGGAGGAAAGGAGAGAACGCUCGCGAGAUGCUGAACGACAAGCAGCACAUCGCGCAGCAGAAGGCUCGGUACCAGGCCUACGAGACGGUGGUGGACGAGGUCGUGCUGCAGCCGGGGGAAACGGGCGAGGCCUACGCGGUGGAUGCCUACGACGACGAGUACGACGACACCUAUGACAUGAGCCAGGUGGGCGCCAACGACCUGGACGGGGACAGCCUGCUGAGCAGAAGGCCUUUCACGAUUCCACAGAUCCUGAGAAAAGGAAACAAACCAGAGUUGGAGGAGGAGGGUGAAGAUGAAGAGGAAGAAGAGACACUGCAGAACAAUGUGAACCGGGACCAGUUUGUCCAGGACCCGGCGCUGCUGAGGGAGCGGGCCGAAGCCAGGAGAGCCGCCAUGCAUCAAAGGAAAGGUUUCCGUCCGGAGCCGCGUCCCAGCGGCGUGGUGGGUCAGCCCAAAGGUCAAGGCCAGAACAAGGAGACGCUCCUGGACCGCCGCAAGAAGGAGGCGCAGAAGGGCCGCGGGGCCAACCACAACCGCCGCAACAUGGCUGACCGCAAGAGGAACAAAGGGAUGAUCCCCUCGUGACCUGCCGGCUGCUCGGGAGGAAGGACAGGAGGAAAGGAGGAAAGGAGAGCCGAGGCGUGAGAACAACCAAAGUCACUGUGCCACGGAAGGUUUUGAGUUCCGUUAGCUUGCAGACUUUUGUUAGCGGCUUAUUUAAAACUCUGAACGUCUGAUUUUAGGGACCCGGCGCCCCCCGAAGGACCUUCACCCCUCUGGAGGAAAUUAUUUUUCUUUUUAUAGCUCGUUUUAAAAGUCUCGAGGACAAAGAGUAAGAUCCUUUCUUUUUUUUUGCCAAGUAACAAAUCAGUUUAUUAUUUUUAAGAUGUUUCUUUGACAUCAUCAACAUCAUCAUCAUCGAAUAGAAAACAUAGGAAUAAAAGGAAGAUGCUGUGUUUCCUUCUGUAGCUGGAAGGACAACGGCCCGGUGAUGGAGGCUGCUGGACAUCAGCUGCACGUGGCGUUCAAGUGCAUCGGGAAUUUCACUCGCUGGUUUCCAGCCUACGUAUAAAAAAAAAGUACAGGGAGAGGGGUCGUCUCCCUCGUGGCCAUUUAGGACCCUCCUCAAGUCGCCAUGCACAGAAUAUUUUAUAUGUGGAGAACAGAUCUAUCGGAGCAUUUUGUAACAAAUUUAAAAAAGCCCCCACACAUACGUUGCAUAAAAAGAGAAAACAUAAAAUAAAUACAAUAACACUGUU
This is a messenger RNA of Pseudoliparis swirei, 3064 nucleotides long. It is a transcript of the gene ascc2, whose product is annotated as activating signal cointegrator 1 complex subunit 2. The transcript has 19 exons. Gene Ontology annotation, biological process: regulation of DNA-templated transcription. The coding region runs from base 117 to 2390 and encodes 757 amino acids. The record is from RefSeq and is a predicted model, not a curated record. Gene Ontology annotation, molecular function: ubiquitin binding. NCBI's taxonomy places the organism in Eukaryota, Metazoa, Chordata, Actinopteri, Perciformes, Liparidae.